CUUUCCUGACCGUUAGAGGUCUCUCAUUGUAUAUAAACAUAGAAGGAAAUCAUAUGACAUGACAGUGAAAGAGUAAUUUUUCUCCGUCUUUUGUUUGAAAGAAAGAUUUUUUUUAACGAUGAGAACUUUAUCACUAUUGAUACCAUGUGUGUUGGUGAUUUAUACGUCUGCAACAUGUAUGCCUGGAGCAUAUUGUCCCAUGGAUAACGAUGUACUGCAAAAUAAUGCUAUGGUACACAAGAUGGCACAGUUCGCUCUCACGGCAUAUGCAACCAAAUCGAAUGUUCUGUGUGAUGCAAAAUUCAGUGUUACCCACACCGAGACACAGAUUGUUUCGGGUGUCAAUUAUAAGAUGACAGUGGAGGCCACCUGUGGAGGACAGAGAACUGUGUGUCAGUUUCUUGUGUUUGACCAGUCCUGGACUAGCACCAGGGAGCUGAGUUCUGACCACUGUACCUCUGACCAUCAGACUGGGGUCGGGGGUAUGUCCCCUGCCGAUAAAAACAGUGACCAAUUCCUAAAGGCCAUGAACUACGCUGCCUCCCAGGUGGACAUGCAGAGCAACAGCUUGUUCAGAACGACCCCUGUACAUUUCAGUCAUUGUUUCGAACAGGUUGUGGCCGGAAUGAAAUAUGUAUGUGACGUCACCUUCAGUGAAAACAGUUGCACCAAGGGAGACACAACAGAUCUGUCUCUAUGUUCAGUGAACAGAAAAGGAUUGUCCUCCACCUGGCACGUGGAAAUCAUGUCCCAGCCCUGGAUGCCAACUAAGUACACAUUGCAACAGCUCAUGUUUAAGCAAGAAAAUGUGGUAGAACAACAGGAUUUAAAGAACCUGAAAAUGAAAGUGUUAAAGGAGAAGCUUGGGUUGAAAUUAAAAUCUGAUGCCACACAGAAGAUAAUGGAAGCUACAGAUAUGAGUAAAAAUAAAUUGAAGUUUGGGAGAAAAAUGGUGGAUCUUAAAAAGCCUUUACUUGGUAAAGAUGGACAUGAUAUGCAGCAACACAGCAAAUCCAAAUUGCUAGGUGGAGAUGGUCAUGAUCUGAAACCUCAUGGAAAACGAAAUCUGAUUGGUGGAGAUGGUCAUGACCUGAAACCUCAUGGAAAAUCAAAUCUGAUUGGUGGAGAUGGACAUGACUUGAAACCACAUGGAAAACCAAAUCUGAUUGGUGGAGAUGGACAUGACUUGAAACCACAUGGAAAACCAAAUCUGAUUGGUGGAGAUGGACAUGACUUGAAACCACAUGGUAAACAAAAUUUGUUAGGUGGAGAUGGACAUGACUUGAAACCACAUGGCAAAUCAAAAAUACUAGGUGGAGAUGGACAUGAUAUGAAACCUCAUACAAAACAAAAUUUGAUUGGUGGAGAUGGACAUGAUAUGCAGCAACAUGGCAAAUCAAAAUUAUUAGGUGGAGAUGGACAUGAUUUGAAAUCACAUGGAAAGUCCCUUCCCAUGGAUGGAGGAGCAUUUGGAAUGCUACUUAAUGGACGCCCCAUGUUUGAUGGAGGUGUUGGUGAUCUAUGUCAGUGGGGUGUAUUCCAACAGUUUCAGGAAAGAUUCAAGAGACUGUACAUGUCUAAACAAGAGGAGAAAAGCCGAUUUAAGAUUUUCUGUGAGAACAUGAGAAAGGCUCAGAAAUUGCAGGAUAUUGAGAAGGGAACAGCAGUGUAUGGGAUGACAAAGUUUGCAGACCUGUCUGAAUCCGAGUUCAAGCAGUAUGUUGGCAAAGUCUGGGACCAGAAUGCCAAUAAAGGAAUGAAGAAGGCAGCCAUACCUCACAUGAAAUCCUUACCCAAGAGUUUUGACUGGAGGAAACAUGGGGCUGUGACAGAAGUUAAGAAUCAGGGAUCUUGUGGGUCAUGUUGGGCUUUUUCUACCACUGGCAACAUAGAAGGACAGUGGGCCAUUAAGAAGAAAAAUCUGAUCUCCCUGUCUGAACAAGAGCUUGUAGACUGUGAUAAGGUGGAUGAGGGUUGUAAUGGUGGAUUACCAAGCCAGGCAUACAAAGAAAUCAUCCGAUUAGGAGGUCUGGAAAGUGAGACAGAUUAUCGCUACAGAGCUCAUGAUGAAAAAUGUGCCUUCGAUAAAUCUGAGGUCCGAGUGAAAAUCAACGGCUCAGUGUCUAUUUCCAGCAAUGAAACAGAGAUGGCAGCAUGGUUGACAAAGAACGGACCUAUAUCUAUAGGAAUCAAUGCUUUUGCUAUGCAGUUUUACAUGGGUGGAAUAUCGCACCCCUGGAAAAUUUUCUGUAACCCAAAGGAGCUUGACCAUGGAGUAUUAAUUGUAGGGUAUGGAGUGGAGGGGAGUAAGCCAUACUGGAUCAUUAAGAACAGUUGGGGGCCAGAUUGGGGAGAAAAGGGUUAUUACUUGGUCUAUCGCGGCGCUGGGGUUUGUGGCCUCAACACAAUGUGCACUUCAGCUGUGGUCAACUAAAGAUUGAACAUGAUCAUUCCUGUUAUUAUUGACACUAUCAUCAUUUAUUUGUUUUGAUAUUCUGUGGUUUCUUCAUUUUUCAUUGAAUAUCAGUUUUUGUUGUUUUCCGUGUUUAAGCUUUCCACGAAUACACGAUAUCAACGAAACUAUACUUUAUGAUGAAUCCAUGGAAUUUGAUGCACCCCAUGAAAAUUGAUGAAACCACAAUACACAGAUCUGUUUAUAACAUUAUGCCUAAGUUUUCUAACAAGUUGUUAUCAUAUGUUAUGUAUAAUAAUAUUGUCUGUAUUUUCAAAACAGAAAUAAUGACUAAGGUAGUUCCUGAACCAUUGUAUUUUGUACAGUUGAUUUAUUUUUAGAACAUUACAGUACCUGGAUGUCACAAAUGAUAAAAUGUACAUUAAUUUUUCACAUAUGAUAAAAUGUACGUUAAUUUUUCACAAAAGUUAAAAUGUACGUUAAUUUUUCCCAGCUAGCUGGUUCUAGCAACUUUCAACAUACAGUACAUGAACAAUGUCUAUACAGUGUAUAUAUAGAUAAUGUAAUAUUUUUUAUUUCAAGGAUUUUCAAAAGUUUUGCAAUUUCAAAUAUCUUUUGAUAAUUUGUUGAAGAUUGAGAAUAUUCUACAAAUUUAGAAAAGAUAACAUUUUCUGAAUUUGUUUAUUCUUGGUCAAGUUUCAGGUACAAUUCAUUGCUUGUUUUGUUUGAUUCGAGUUAAAUUUGCAUUAAAUUUUGGUUAAUAAAAUCUUAUACUAUGAUGCUUGUAUUCACAACUACUGAGAUCGCGAUGGUACUUUUUUACAAUUAUUGUUCUGACUCGUUUGUUGUUUAAUAUUGUACAAAAAGAAAACUGGCACAUUUUUUAUUUAAUGUAUUGAUUAUUUUUACUAAGAUUUUUUUUUCAUAUCUAAAUUAUUUGGCUUUUGAAAUACAUGUAUGUAGAGAUUGAAAUUCAGAGAAUUAUUUUGUGUUGAUUUUAUAUCUCAGGGUUUUAAAGUAAUACCUAGAUUAAUGAUAUAAACAGCAAUUUAAAAUGCUCUUCAUUUAGAAUAUAAAGCUAUAGGUUGUGUGCCACUGUACAUCUUAACUUUGCUGAUUUUAUGAUAAAUAAAUGAUAAUAUUUUAA
Ostrea edulis (European flat oyster) is the source of this 3560-nucleotide messenger RNA. RefSeq lists its product as uncharacterized. Gene Ontology annotation, cellular component: lysosome. Bases 119 to 2434 code for a protein of 771 amino acids. The record is from RefSeq and is a predicted model, not a curated record. Lineage: Eukaryota; Metazoa; Mollusca; Bivalvia; Ostreida; Ostreidae. The transcript has 15 exons. Gene Ontology annotation, molecular function: cysteine-type endopeptidase inhibitor activity; cysteine-type endopeptidase activity.